ACCCAACUCUAUCCCGAGGUAGUACCGGCAUAGCAACAUCACCACUCACGCCAUCUCUCUGCGUCUAGGUAGUUCGCAACAAUCACCAUGUUCGAGGGCCGUCACGCAUCAGAUAGAUAUCGUCUCCAUCUACAUCGCGCUCGCUCGGUCAUCUUGACGGGUCCAGAGCUCGUUGAAAUCCGCGCAGCACAGCGAACGUUCGAAGGCGCAUACGUCCGUACAGCAAUCGGCCAGUUUUCUUUUGCGCUUGUCGUGCUAAAGAUCUUCACCGCCGAGUUCUACUCGAUCGGUGCGCUGUUCGCUGUCUACGGUGCUGGCAUCUUGUUUAUCAGUUUGUUCCGGCGACAACAAGGAAACAAACAGUUCUUCUCGGAAGUCGGUGAGGAUGGCCUGCACAGGAAGAAGUUCCGAACAUCCGGCAAUGUGGUGUCUGUGUUGACAGCCUUGAGCGUUUCAGCGUACAUCUGUCUGCUGGUCUUAACGCUGAAGCUUACGACAUAGCCACUUCCCGACUUCGCUCGUAGGACGUGACUGUUACCUUUUGUUCUGCGACAAACAGUUUCAUCAUGGGUGACAAGGCUAGCAUGG
Messenger RNA from Alternaria rosae, 588 nucleotides. RefSeq lists its product as uncharacterized. Lineage: Eukaryota; Fungi; Ascomycota; Dothideomycetes; Pleosporales; Pleosporaceae. The coding region runs from base 88 to 501 and encodes 137 amino acids. The record is from RefSeq and is a predicted model, not a curated record. The transcript has 3 exons.